UGCGGAUGAGUGAUCAUGACUUGUUCUAAGCCGACAAUUAACGCGAGCUAACCCUCCCCAGGGUAAAUCUUGAGGGACAUGCCGAUCAACGGUGAUGAUUAGGUUUUGGGAACCAACGACAGAAAUGAACACCAGUGUAGAACACCAAAGUAGAACACCGUUGUCCCAGAGAUCAGCUGAACAGAAGCUAUUCCUGUGACACAUGGGAAACUUGAGUCUGUAGAGUUCCUGCUGUAAGGAUGCAUCAAGAAGUGUGAUAGCCUGGAGAGAAGCAUUUUGUGUCUCAGCAGUCAAUAUCCUUGAUUUAAACUUGACUCAUACAGCCUGACAUUUCUACACAAUGGCGACCAGCCCGAUGAGCCCAACUGCUCCAGGGACUGUGGGAUGGCCUUUGGUUGGAGAUAAAUCAUAUGAAUUCUACAAAAACCCAAGAGAUUUUCUAAACAAGUACAUGACACAAAACAAAUCCAGGGUGUUUUCUGUCCGCUUCCUGAACAAGCCCACAGUGUUUGUGUGUUCCAACAGCGGAGUGGAGAAAGUGCUGGCAGAUGGCGGGGAGCACCUGGAGCUCGGCUACAAGGCAUUCAUGGGACAGAUAUUUGGAGACAAUAUUUUGUUUACCAAUGGUGAGGAGGCGCAGGUGUUAAGACAAUCGCUGAGUCAACUUUUUACAGAGGACAGUGUCCGCACCUACCACCAGACCAUCGACAGGGUUCUCAACAAGAAACUUGCCAGUAUGGACAUCAGCCAACCCAAGUGCCUGUAUGCAUUCUUCAAACAGCUGGUCACCGAGAUUUGCCUCAGCCUCUUUCUGGGAUUGGACUUCCAGGAUGCACAGGAAGUCAGCGACACCAUCAUCUCCAUGACAACCACUCACUGGCAUGGAAUUAUCUCCGUCCCCCUACCCCUGAAGAUCCCUGGAAGGGGCGGGGCAUCCUCCUACAGUAAGGCUCUGGAUGCCAAGAAAAAACUGCUAGAAAUCAUCAAGGAAAGGCGAGUGAAGACAGACAAAAGCUUCCCUCAACACAUAUCCACCAUCGCCCAUGACCCAGCGGUGCAAAAUGACACUUUUGUCAACAACCAUCUGCUGCUCUUCACGUCUGCUCUUGUCCCGAAGGCGCUGGCUUCCAUCUUGACCUCCUUCGCUGUUGAGGUCGGGCAGAAGGACAAGCUAUCCUGGCAGACGGAGUGCCUGUCCAAUCCUGACUUCAUGGACGCCAUAUUUCUGGAGGUUCAGCGUCUCUACCCAGCCUUUCUCGGCGGACGUCGUAUUGUCACACAAGACUACGAGAUCGACGGGUACCUGGUUCCUAAGGAUCAUGCAGUGGUCUUCAUGACGUUUGCCGCUCACCGAGACCCGGCGGUUUUUGAAGCCCCGGAGGAGUUCCGUCCCGAGCGCUGGACAAACUGUUCUGCUGACAUGAAGAGCAAGCUGUUCUGCUUCGGGGCAGGUCCCCGGGGAUGUCUGGGUCAGAGACUGGUCUGGGACAUCAUCAAGUCCACGGUGAACAAGGUGAUGGGAGCCUACCAGUGGCGUCUCCAUGACAACCAGGAACUCUCACAGAAAUGGCUGCCUGUUUCACGCCCCAAGGGAGAAAUUCUUGCCACAUUCACUAAGCGGGACCAAUGACCUUCACCUUCACCUAGAUCUUUGAGUGCUAUUUUCUUCAAGACGUUUAGUUUUAUGCCACAUUUUAUUGGCUGUUGGUCUCUCAAGGUGUUUAUUGUGAUCUCAAAGGUCACCGCCAUUGUUAUCUCAUUCCACUUUUUAUAGCUGUGUCUGAAGUCAGUUUCAAUAUGUUCUUUCCUAGUAUGGUAGUUUGAAAUGCCAUUUAUGAAGUCACAGUAACCAACAGCAGAUGUAUGCAUUAACUGUGGACUCGUGAACAAGGUCCACACCAAGAUCUGAUUCAACAUCUGAGACCUGGCUCCCAAUCUGAGACCUGGCUCCACACCCAGAUCUGAUUCCAUGUCUGAGACCUGGCUCCACAUCUGAGACCUGGCUCCACAUCUGAGAUCUGGUUCAGUAUCUGACACCUGGCUCCAAAUCUGAACCUGGCCCAUCAUCCAGAUCUGAUUCAACAUCUGAGAUCUGGCUUCCACACCUGAGAUCUGGUUCCGUAUCUGAGACCUGGCUCCACAUCUGAGACCUGGCUCCACACCCAGAUCUGAUUCCACAUCUGAGACCUGGCUCCACACCCAGAUCUGAUUCCACAUCUGAGACCUGGCCUCCACACCAAGAUCUGAUUCCACAUCUGAGACCUGG
Molecule: messenger RNA, 2266 nt
Organism: Haliotis rufescens (red abalone)
Lineage: Eukaryota; Metazoa; Mollusca; Gastropoda; Lepetellida; Haliotidae
Product: cytochrome P450 716B1-like
Exons: 12
Coding region: 341-1630 (429 amino acids)
Biological process (GO): sterol metabolic process
Molecular function (GO): heme binding; iron ion binding; oxidoreductase activity, acting on paired donors, with incorporation or reduction of molecular oxygen
Source: RefSeq, a predicted model, not a curated record